Impatiens glandulifera is the source of this 731-nucleotide messenger RNA. RefSeq names its product 40S ribosomal protein S23. Lineage: Eukaryota; Viridiplantae; Streptophyta; Magnoliopsida; Ericales; Balsaminaceae. The record is from RefSeq and is a predicted model, not a curated record. The transcript is spliced from 4 exons. Gene Ontology annotation, biological process: translation. The coding region runs from base 134 to 562 and encodes 142 amino acids. Gene Ontology annotation, molecular function: structural constituent of ribosome. Gene Ontology annotation, cellular component: cytosolic small ribosomal subunit; ribosome.
AAAAAAAGACCUUAUAAAUUCAUCUUCUCAUCACUCGUGGUGCCUCCGCAUUCCAAACUAGGGUUUUGUUUUCAGUAGCCGCUGCUGAAUCUCCAAUCUACGCCUCGUAAAUCCUCGUUUCCAAUCAGCAACCAUGGGAAAGACAAGGGGUAUGGGAGCUGGUCGUAAGCUCAAGUCCCACCGAAGAACUCAAAGGUGGGCUGAUAAGGCCUAUAAAAAAUCUCAUCUUGGAAAUGAAUGGAAGAAACCAUUCGCUGGAUCUUCCCAUGCUAAAGGCAUUGUUUUGGAAAAGAUAGGUAUUGAGGCUAAACAGCCAAAUUCUGCCAUCCGAAAAUGUGCUAGAGUUCAACUUAUCAAGAAUGGAAAGAAGAUUGCUGCUUUUGUGCCAAAUGAUGGUUGUUUGAACUACAUUGAAGAAAAUGAUGAGGUUCUUAUUGCUGGAUUUGGAAGAAAGGGUCAUGCUGUUGGAGAUAUUCCCGGAGUUAGGUUCAAGGUUGUCAAGGUCUCUGGUGUUUCCCUUCUUGCUCUUUUCAAGGAGAAAAAGGAGAAGCCAAGGUCUUAGAUUUUUUGUAUUAAGGAGACAACAAGCUUUUACUACUACUUGGGUGUUCUUGUUCUUAUUUUAAUAUUAAUUUUGAACAAUUGUCUUGUCACAAAUACUUGUUUAAUCUUAUUGAGAUUAUGUGAUUCCUGGAUUAACUACUUUCUUAUACUAGUUAUUAUUCUUUUUU